Uloborus diversus is the source of this 7941-nucleotide messenger RNA. RefSeq names its product transportin-1-like (gene Tnpo). The record is from RefSeq and is a predicted model, not a curated record. The coding region runs from base 195 to 2888 and encodes 897 amino acids. The transcript has 22 exons. Gene Ontology annotation, molecular function: nuclear import signal receptor activity; small GTPase binding. NCBI's taxonomy places the organism in Eukaryota, Metazoa, Arthropoda, Arachnida, Araneae, Uloboridae. Gene Ontology annotation, cellular component: nucleus; cytoplasm. Gene Ontology annotation, biological process: protein import into nucleus.
GCAGUAUGAAGUUGAUGCUGAUGGUGCGAAAGACCCAGAAAGACCGUUUAUGUUGAAAAUGACUAGUUGGAAAUAAUUUUAUGAUGAAGUUUAAAGAUUGAAAGUUGUGUUAACAAUUGUUGGGUGUUUACAUUGAAUAAAAGUUCUGAAGCACUGACUUUGAAAACUCUUUAGCCGGUGCUGUGCGUUACAAAAUGCGAGAGAACAUGGCUCUGGCAUGGCAGCCUCAAGAGGAAGGUUUAAGGGAAAUUUUAAAACUUUUGAAAGAGUCUCAGUCUCCUGAUACUGCGACACAGAGAGCUGUUCAACAAAAACUGGAAGAACUCAAUAAAUAUCCGGACUUCAACAAUUAUCUGAUAUUUGUAUUAACAAAGCUAACUUCAGAAGAUGAACCAACUCGCUCAUUGAGUGGGUUGAUACUGAAAAAUAAUGUCAAAGCACAUUUUCAUCAAUUUCCUCCUGAAGUGACAGAGUUUAUAAAGUCGGAGUGCUUGAAUAGUGUCGGUGAUCCGUCUCCUCUUAUACGAGCUACUAUUGGAAUUCUUAUUACUACUAUAGCAUCAAAAGGCGAGCUUACAAAUUGGGUCGAUUUACUGCCACGUUUAUGCCAUUUACUCGACUCUGAAGACUACAAUGUUUGUGAGGGUUCUUUUGGAGCUCUUCAAAAAAUUUGUGAAGAUUCUGCUGAAUUCUUGGACUCAGAUGCUUUAAAUAGGCCUUUAAAUAUUUUAAUACCAAAGUUUUUACAAUUUUUUAGGCAUACUAGUCCUAAAAUUCGUUCUCAUGCUAUAGCUUGUGUUAAUCAAUUUAUUAUAAAUAGGACACAAGUACUGAUGCUGCAUAUUGAUGCAUUUUUAGAGAAUUUAUUUCAUUUGGCUUCUGAUGAAGAUCCAGAGGUUCGAAAAAAUGUUUGCCGAGCUCUUGUUAUGCUAUUGGAAGUUCGAAUGGACAGAUUGAUACCACAUAUGCAUCAUAUUAUAGAAUAUAUGUUAAUGAGAACACAAGACUUAGAUGAAGGCGUUGCAUUGGAAGCCUGUGAGUUCUGGUUGUCGUUAGCGGAUGAACCUAUCUGUAAAGAAGCCUUGUCUCCUCAUUUGCAAAGACUCAUUCCAACCUUAGUGAGAGGCAUGAAAUACUCUGAGCUUGACAUUAUUUUGCUCAAAGGUGAUGUGGAGCAGGAUGAAAUGAUUCCAGACAGAGAAGAAGACAUACGACCAAGGUUUCAUAAAUCAAAAACGCAUAGUCAAAAGCAUAUGGAUGAUAAUGCAGAGAAUGACACUGAGUCAGAUGAUGGACUGGAUGAUGAUUCAUCUUUAUCUGAUUGGAAUUUGAGAAAGUGUUCUGCUGCUGCUUUAGAUGUACUAGCUAGUGUAUUCCAUGAGGAUCUACUUGUAGUUUUGUUACCUAUAUUGAAAGAAACUUUAUUCCAUCAGGAUUGGGAGAUUAAAGAAUCAGGCAUAUUAGCAUUAGGUGCUAUAGCUGAAGGCUGUAUGAAUGGAAUGAUACCUCAUCUUCCUGAACUUAUUCCAUAUUUAAUAACAUGCUUGUCAGACAAGAAAGCACUUGUUCGUUCUAUCACUUGUUGGACAUUAAGUCGUUAUUCCCACUGGGUUGUUGGACAGUCUCAUGAUUCUUACCUGAAACCACUUAUGACUGAGCUUCUGAAGCGAGUUUUGGAUGCCAAUAAAAGAGUUCAAGAAGCUGCAUGUAGUGCUUUUGCUACAUUAGAAGAGGAAGCAUGCACAGAGCUUGUGCCAUACCUUGCAUUUAUCCUAGAAACACUUGUCUUUGCUUUCAGCAAGUAUCAGCACAAAAAUCUUCUAAUAUUAUAUGAUGCUAUCGGUACUUUAGCAGAUUCGGUUGGACAUCAUUUGAACAAGCAAGAGUAUAUUGGGAUGCUAAUGCCACCUCUGAUUGAAAAAUGGAAUUACUUGAAGGAUGAUGACAAGGAUCUUUUUCCAUUGUUGGAGUGCUUAUCAAGUGUGGCUACAGCUUUGCAGUCUGGUUUUCUUCCUUAUUGCGAACCAGUUUUCCGACGAUGUCUUAGUUUAGUUGAGCAAACUUUAAAUCAAACUAUGGCAAACGUUUCAAAUCCGGAGCAAUUUGAAGCUCCAGAUAAAGACUUCAUGAUUGUUGCACUGGAUUUGCUUAGUGGUUUAGCUGAAGGACUAAAUGGCCACAUAGAAGCGCUAGUCAUGUCAAGUAAUAUAAUGCAACUUUUGUACCAGUGCAUGCAGGAUCCAAUGCCAGAGGUGCGACAAAGCUCAUUUGCUUUAUUGGGCGAUCUAACAAAAGCGUGCUUUCAGCAUGUUAGUCCUUGUAUACAGGACUUUUUACCAAUAUUGGGCCAGAAUUUAAAUCCAGAUUUUAUCUCAGUUUGUAAUAAUGCAACUUGGGCAAUAGGAGAAAUAUCUGUGAAGUUGGGUAAGCAAGGGCAAGAUAUGAAGCCAUAUAUACCAAUGGUGUUAACGCAAUUGAUAAGUAUCAUUAAUCGCCCUAACACUCCAAAAACAUUACUUGAAAAUACAGCCAUAACAAUUGGGCGCCUUGGUUAUGUAUGCCCUGAAGAAGUUGCCCCUAUGUUACAGCAGUUUAUUCGCCCCUGGUGUCAGUCUCUUCGUAAUAUUCGUGACAAUGAAGAAAAAGAUUCCGCAUUUCGGGGUAUCUGCAGUAUGAUAAGUGUGAAUCCUGGUGGAGUUGUUACAGAUUUCAUUUUCUUUUGUGAUGCUGUUGCUUCUUGGGUUAGUCCUAAGCCGGACUUGAAACAUAUGUUUCAUGAGAUUUUGCAUGGGUUUAAGAAUCAAGUUGGUGAUGAAAAUUGGACUAGAUUUUCUGAUCAGUUUCCUCCUCCUUUAAAAGAACGUUUAAGUGUUAGCUAUGGCGUUUGAGAGAAGUCUAGACUUUGAGCUUGCAUUCACAUCUUGAAUGUUGACAAAAUCUAAGAGAAGGAGAGAAAAUUCUUUUGGGAGAAUGGACUUCUUUGUUUGACCCUGGUAUCAAAUAUCUUGAUAUGCUCUCCAUCUGUUAAGAAUAAUGACAUAGAAAUUGUACAAUAUUUUUACUGCCUAAUUGUUCAGCAUUUGUUGUUGGAAUCUAAGAAGGACAUGUUUGAAGUUAUGUGCUACAUUGCCAUUUUCCCCAAAGCUCGUUUCUGUGAGGAUAUUUUUUUGAAGGAGAAUUGAUUUCGGGAAAAUUUGGCUGCUGCAAUUAUGUAAUCGGAGAAAUUGUAAUUACCCGAUAUUGCAGAAAUGUUUAAUAUAAUUAUCAUAUUUAAUAUAUUUUUUGCUCUAAAUGUUUUUGCUGAAAAUAUGUGCAGUAGAAACAUGCCAGAAGAAAAAUAAUUUGACUCUUAUCUUUUGGUACUCUUUAUAAUCUGCCAACUCUUUGUUCCAGUUCAGUUAUUAAAAAGUACAUAUUUGAGAUCUGCAAGUUAAAGUGCAUCCAUCACUAAACACUAAGUUUUUUAAUUUAUGUAUCUGGUUUUAAUUAGAAGUUUCUAUGUUGUAGUUGGUAAACGUUCAACUGAAGAACUAAAGAAAUUUUUUUGAUCAUUUUUUUAUCAUUUGAAAUGUGUGACAUGUACACUGAAUGAGAAGAAAAAAGCCCAAUACUGUUUCCUUUCCUUUUUUCUGUGUGAAUCCUAUAUUUGUGAGAGUUGUAAAAGUGCCUUAUUGUUACCCUUUAAACUUCCCAAAGUUUCAGGUAAGAAAAACAAAAAUGGGAGGGUUUUGGGGUUGGGAGUUUUGCGAUAAACUAUUUUUAAAGUGGAAUGUAUGAAACAAUCCAAUGAUAUUCAUCAUGAAACUUCUUAGGAGUACAAAAGUGAUAUUAGUCUUUCAUUGGUCAUAUUAAACUUCAUCAUCAAGAGUCAAACAUUGCGUAAUACCUCGCGAGGCAGCUUUCAAAAAGCAUAGCUUGUACUUAUAAUGUAAAGUAAUUGAACACACGGGUUGUAGAAUAAUCACUGUUCCUGCCUUUUCAGAUUUAACUUGUAUUAUAGCAGCAUUUUCUAUUGCGACGUGUUAAUAUUAAAAUUAUAAACUGUGAAGGAACAGUGAAAAGCUGCUGAGAAGGAAAUUUUUAACUUUUUAAAAGAAUUGUUAUAAAUUUAUUUUAUUUCAUUUUUAUUUUUCAUUCUUGUAUUAAAUCAUGUUUGUAUUUAGAAGUUAUUAGUUUUUCUAAGAAUCAGUGUAUAUAGCCAUAAAAGUUAAAUGUUAAAAUGCAUUGGUUAUUUUAUCUAUUCUCAGCAGCUGCUAAUUUAUUAUAGUUGUUAAUUUUUAAAGCUGAACGGAGAAAAAGAGGGAAUAAUGUUUUUUAUUGUUAAGGAAUAAGAAUUUGUGAUAAUAUUCUGAAUUUCUGUACUCUUAAAUGUAUCUAUUUGUAAAAGUGAUAGGACGCGUGGGAGGGCCAGAAUGUAGGGUGGGUAUUAACUCAUUAACUUGAUAAAGGUGACCCUUGUGUGUUGUGUUUUGCUUGUGUGGUUGUAUGUAUGGAGAUCUUUAUUGUAGGUGUGUAUGCUAUCUUUCACAUUUAAACAGAUAAUUCAAUCUUGUUUUUUUUCUUUCUAUGUUAAUGUUAAACCUUCUCUUCAUGUUUUGUUCUUGAGUGUUGCAAUCCAACAAUGUAACGAUAGACUUAAUUUGAAUUCCAAAUUGUUACUUCUGAUGUGCAUUUUAGAUUAUUGUAACUUAAAUGUUUUGUUCGAUAUCUCAUGAAAAGCAAGUUCAAUGUAAAUGCCAUAGAAUGUAUAUUUGACAAAGAAAUACAGCAUAAAUUUUGUUAAAUAUAAAUGCUCUUAAAAAUUGUUUUUUGCGAGUUACUUUUUUGUAAAAUGUUAUAAAAUUUUAUUGUAACAUGUAGUAAUAUGUUUAAAAAAUGUUCUAAAUAUGUGUGUCUUUUUUUUUUUUUUUUUGUUUUUUGUUUUAUUUUGUUCUAAUUAAAAUCUAAAAUGUAUAUAUAUGUUAAAAAAUGAUAUUUUUAUUUUAUUUUUUUAUACACUAUUUUUGAAUUUUUGCUCAAAAAAUAUUUAAUUUAAUAGGAAUUCUGGUUCAAAUUUCAUUCUAGUUGCGUUUUGUGUUCGAAGAUCUGAUUUAAUGCAUUACUUGCCAAUUUUUACUCUGAUCACAGAGAAAUUGUUAAGAUAUCGUAACACAAUAGCAUAUCAGUUGUGAAUUGUCUAUUCAAAAAUAAAUUGGGUGAUCAGUGAAAAAAUAACUGCAUGGUGUUACAGGAUUCGUACAACCUCUUUGUUUUUAGGGAGAAAAUUUAGACUCUUUCAAUUUUUGAAUUCGCAGAAACCCUUGGUGUCACAGUUAGCAUAUUUUCAUUAACGAAUAGAGUUUAAUACUGUGUAAAAUGUUAUUUUAGCUUAAUCACUAUCAUGAAGAAAAGGCUCUUUCUACCAUUAUGUCUGAAGGUUAAAUAAAAUACUCUGUCCUAGUAAAUGAAGACCAUUUAAAAAUUCAUCUUUGACAUUUGUUCAGUGUUUUGAAGUUUCACUGCAUUUGUAGAAAGAUGCAUUGAAGCAUCUUAGUAUUUGUGGGUGAUACAUAUUUUAUCUUACUGAAUGAUUUAUGCAAGAUUUGUCGUACUCAUUUUAAUGUGUUUCAGUUUGGUUUGCUCUGAGUCGAAUUUUUGAAAUUAGCUCACAAAUUUUCACUGCGUCAAUUGUUUGAGAAUUUGCAUAUCUGCAAUUUGGCAUUUCUAGCACAUUCCAUGCAGUCUAGCUUUUACUGUAAAUGAAACCAAAAAUUAACCAUUAGAUACUAUGAAUUGCAUCAGUUUAUGUACUUUUUCCCCUUUUGAAUUUGGUGAAUUGAACUGAAAUCAGGGAAUAGUACAAAUUUCAUCUACUGUUUAUAAUUUUUUAUUUUUGGGUUUGCCUGUGGUAUAAAUCAAUUCUCUGUUCAUACAUUUCAAAUUUUUAAUACAAAAUUUCCCAAUGCAUAAGCAUAUACCACAUUUUCAACUUUUAUUUUUGUCACUUUAGAACUUGGUUUUUAUCUCUGCGAAUAAGUACGAAUCCUGUAUUAGUCGCAGGCGAUAUUCAACUUUUCUUUUUCAUCCUGUAAUGAAUCACUUUGUGUUUUAAUCCAAAAUUAAGAAUAAUUAAUAUGUUGUUUAGAUAAUUUAGGAAAAUAUUUAAAACAAAUUUCAUUACAUAUAAAUAAUUUAUUUCCAAAAUAUCUUUCUAUAAAAUUAUAUACUUUUCACCUGUAAAAGUGCACUCAUAGUUCAAAUUAGUUUAUAUGACACUAGUUUAAAUUUUUCUGUUUUUUUCUUCAAAAAUUGAAUUGUUUUAAAAUAGAUUGAUUUUUCCAAGCAAUACAUUAUUGCUUGCAUAUACAAUUUGCAGCAUAUGCAUUUUAAUGGUAGUGACAGAAGAGAUAUGUCUUUACAUUUUGCUAGGAAUGAAGUUUGAAAUAUUAAAACUAAAAUGAAACACCUUAGCAGCUUUAUAUAUACAUUUGUGUAUAUAAGUUUUUUUUUUGAUCUUAUUCUAUGCUUUGAACUUACUUUCUCACUCUUAAAAUUAAACAAUUCAGUUAAUUUUUAAAUGAACAUUAUUUUCAUCCAUUUAAAAAGAAAAUGCAUUUUAUAGUUAGCUUGAAAGUAUGAAACUAAACUUCAUAGUACAUUUACUUGAAGGUUUUAAAAAACAUAUAUUUACCCCAUUGUUUUUUCCUCCCUAAGCAAUACUAAUGUGCUAGCAAUGUUUUUGCAAAUAACUAAUAGCUUUUAUACAUGUUCCAGUCACCUAGCAGGUAUAAAAAGGUACUUACAGUAUGAUUAAAGUUCCUUUAUUUAUGUUAAAUUAUUUCUGAAUCUGUUUUCCACCUUGUGUUGUUUUUCCUUCACUUGUUAAGUGCAAUUUUUUUUUCUUUUUUGCGUUAAGUCAUUAACUAUGAUUAAGUUAAAGUGAACAUGAAAUGACUUUUAAUUGUAAAGAUUUUUUAUAUAUAGAAUUAUCAUUCACACAUUAUUUUUUUAUCAUUUUUUAAAGCUGUGAUUUUUCUUAACUUUUUGUACAAUUGUGUAUUGUUUUAUUUUUUUAAUUUAGUAGUUUUCGCGUUGUUGAUUUCUGUGUAGACAAAGAUUCAUGUUAGGUGAAGAUUGCAUCAUGGUCUGACAAAAGAAUUAUUUUUAUGUGGUGCCAAAUUAUAAUUCAUUUUAAAGCUUUAAAUUUAGAGAAGUUAAACUUUUUUUCUUUUUCUCUUGUGGAUAAAUUAUAAUUCCAGACUGUAACACAAUGGUAGCAUUCUUCUUUUGUGUCAGGUGAUACACAUUUUGGUGCAUUAUUUAGGUCCUAGUCAGAUUUUUAUUUAACUAUUACUGCCACAAAUGAUUAAGUUUAAUGCACUUGUAAAGUGAUAUGAAAUGAAAUUUUUUUUUUAGUAGAAAAUUCGUAGUGAAGUUAUAUAAAAAAAUCCUAGUUGUUAUACCCAAUAGUGAGUUUCUUAAAUCUGUUUUGUUUUGUAACAACUGUCGUCAAAAUGUGCAGUACUUAAUGUAAGAAUAAUUUUUAAGAAAUGAUGUUUGAUUGUAUACUUGUAUUAGUCUCAAUAUCGACAUGCUUUUAACUUUGUACCUUUGGUAAAUUUAAAUUGCUCAAACAUUUUGAUGUCUCAGAAUCUUGAACUUUGCUUAGCUUAAUGUAAUUUUUUUUUCCCUGCCAUAUUGAUGUGUAGUGCUGUUGAUUAACUGUUCAUUCUAUGAUUUGAUUAAAUCCCAUAAAAAUUCCUUUACAUAUAAAAACCAGUAAUUUGUGCCAUUUGUUUUUUAAUUUCUCUAAUUUCUGAUACAACUUCAAAGCCAAGUAUUGGGAUCAUAUAUUUUCAUUCCCCUUUGAAAACUAUUCCCCUCCCCCAUAUUUUCAGUUACUUCAGUGGGUAAAAAUUUGUAUCUUUUUGCUCAUUUAUGCUGAAUAAAUCUGGUGCACGA